AUGACUGACCUGCAGUUGAGACCAUCAGAUAUUACCCAGGCCUGUUUGACCUCCUCACUAAAGACCAUCAGAUAUUACCCAGGCCUGUUUGACCUCCUCACUAAAGACCAUCAGAUCUAUUACCCAGGCCUGUUUGACCUCCUCACUAAAGACCAUCAGAUCUAUUACCCCGGCCUGUUUGACCUCCCCACUAAAGACCAUCAGAUCUAUUACCCAGGCCUGUUUGACCUCCUCACUAAAGACCAUCAGAUAUUACCCAGGCCUACCAUCAGAUCUAAUACCCAGGCCUGUUUGACCUCCCCACUAAAGACCAUCAGAUAUUACCCAGGCCUGUUUGACCUCCCCACUAAAGACCAUCAGAUCUAUUACCCAGGCCUGUUUGACCUCCCCACUAAAGACCAUCAGAUAUAUUACCCAGGCCUGUUUGACCUCCCCACUAAAGACCAUCAGAUAUAUUACCCAGAAUGGAACAAGACCUGCGCACAUCGAUACCAGGAGUGGAGCACCAAUCCUGACACCCCUAACCUCGUAUUCGGUCAGUGCUAUAUCCUGGGGGAAGAUCUCCACAAGAGUGAUGCCCAUAGAAUCUGGAGGAGGGUGAUCUGUGAUGACAGAAAACACAUCAAGGAUAAGCCUAAGAAUCCUGAUUGGUUCGGGUACUGUCAACAAGGUCAUUCUGCCGCCUUCGCCAAGGACAACACAUCUCUGCUGUUUGGGGGCCCCGGAGCUUACCAGUGGAAAGGAAUUGUGAGAAUGGAGUCCCUAGACAACCUUGAAGUGUCAAAUGAAGAGCCCUGUGAAACUGGGGAUGUGGACAGACUUGACCGUGACCUCAUCCCUCUCCUUAACAACAGUUAUCUAGGAUUCUCAAUCGACUCUGGAAUGGCCCUCACCAAGAAGGGCCAGCUGACUAUAGUGUCUGGGGCACCACGAGGCGGUUUCAGUGGGGAGGUGGCAUUUCUGAAGAGAGACCCAUUGGCUGAAAGAAGUCUAUCUGUGGAAAACAUCCUUAAAGGCCCAGGCCUGGCCUCCUCCUUUGGCUACGACAUAGCCGUGGUGGACCUCAACGCUGAUGGGUGGGACGACCUUGCUGUGGGGGCACCCGAGUUUUUCUUAAAAGAAGGGGUGGUCGGAGGGGCAGUGUACAUCUACAUCAACAACAGGGGAAGACAGUGGGAGAAGAUUGAGCCUGUCCGUCUGGAUGGGAACAAAGACUCCAUGUUCGGUCUCGCAGUUGAGAACAUUGGAGACGUCAAUCAGGACGGUUAUGAAGAUAUUGCUGUGGGGGCUCCCUAUGAUGGUGUAGGUCGAGUGUACCUUUACUAUGGUUCCUCAGGUGGAAUCCACAAAAAGACAGCACAGAUUAUAACAGCAGAAUCGUAUAAUAUAAGACAAUUUGGAUUUUCUCUGACUGGCAAAAUAGACAUGGAUGGCAAUCAUUACCCUGACUUGGCUGUUGGAUCACUCUCAGAUUCCAUAUUUGUCUACAGGGCAAGGCCAGUAGUCAAUAUCAGAGAGGACUUACGAAUCACCCCAAGUACAAUCAAUAUGGUGGCAGAGCACUGUGACAAACACAAAUGUACAUUCAAGGCACGGGCAUGCUUUACCUACACAGCACAGCCGCCAUCCUACAACCCCAGACUGACUGUCAACUAUGCCUUCGAGGCUGACGCUGAGACGAGGAAACAGAGGCGUUCCUCCAGGAUGGCGUUUCUGUUUCAGUCCCAGGGAGUCCUGGAGCUAGCAGGGCAGGGCAAAGAGAAGUGCACUGAGACCCAACUCAAGCUAUUGGAUGAUAUCAAGGACAGACUGCACAGCAUCCCCAUCUCUGUCUCUGUGUCCUUACUGAAUGACAGUAAGACAGAAAGCAAGAGUCCCCUGCCUGCACUUGUGUUUGUGUGGAGAUGUGUGAGAGAGGAUGUGUGAGAGAGAGGAGGUAUA
Molecule: messenger RNA, 1941 nt
Organism: Oncorhynchus keta (chum salmon)
Lineage: Eukaryota; Metazoa; Chordata; Actinopteri; Salmoniformes; Salmonidae
Product: integrin alpha-6-like
Exons: 14
Coding region: 1-1926 (641 amino acids)
Biological process (GO): cell-cell adhesion; cell-matrix adhesion; integrin-mediated signaling pathway
Cellular component (GO): integrin complex; external side of plasma membrane
Molecular function (GO): integrin binding
Source: RefSeq, a predicted model, not a curated record